AUGGGCAACAUUUCCACUGAAGCAAAGUGCGAAAGUAGAUCGUCGCCUAAGAUCACCAAAGAUUCACCCCCAUCACCAUCACCACCACCACCACCAAAUGUGAUCCACUUCGAGGACAUCUCGGCGCAGGUGUACCCCGACCGACCGGAGACCUCGGUGGGAACCUCGUCGACCUGCAAACGAUUGGACACCGGUUCUCAGCGAGGACUGGCCACCGGCGAGGCCUUCAUCAAGGUGCGCUGCCUGUCGAAGAUCGCCAAGGUGGUCGAGUCGAGUCCACUGGUGAAGCUGCUGAUGAGCGCCCUAAAGUCAAAGGGCUGCGAACUGGACCUCAGCCGGCACAUCGUCUGCGAGAACUGCUCCGAGGAGGUGACCGGCGGCUACGACACCCUGGAGAACCAGAUUAUCGUCUGUCAGAACCGCGUCUACACCGAGGAGAUGACCGCGGCGGUGAUCAGCCACGAGCUGAUUCACAUGUUCGACUACUGCCGCGCGAAGAUGGACUUUGCCAAUCUGGAGCACAUUGCCUGCUCAGAG
Molecule: messenger RNA, 537 nt
Organism: Rhagoletis zephyria (snowberry fruit fly)
Lineage: Eukaryota; Metazoa; Arthropoda; Insecta; Diptera; Tephritidae
Source: RefSeq, a predicted model, not a curated record